UUUGUCAUUUGUUGAGUUUUUUUUAUGUACUUUGUGCAACAUUUCACAUCUGCGAUUUGCCACAUUGCUCACACAUUUCGUCAUUUUUGUCCUCUUGCGGUGUUAUUACUCCAAUUUCGUUGUUGACUAUAAAAGACAAUGGCAGCCGAUUCCGAAGUAUUAUUGGCUCAGUUCCAAGCUCUAGGCAUGAGCGAACAAAAGGCCAAAGAAACUCUGAAAAAUGCCAACGUUACGAGAAAUUUACAAUUAGCACUCAAAGAAUGUGAUAUUACAACCCUUGGCGAAGGAGUUGGCAUGCUCCUCUAUCACAUGGCAUCCAAAAUCAAACCACAAAUCAUUGGAGAAUUGCCAUUGCUCAACAAGUACAUUGUCUCAAAAAAACUCGACUCUAUUAUGCGAAUCGAUGCCGCACUCGAGUAUCUCCUUAAAGUUGGUCACAAAAAGGAUGGAGUGAACAUUGAAGAGUUCGAAAAGGAAUGUGGUGUUGGUGUUGUCGUAACGCCAGAAGAAAUUGAUCGCGCUGUAGAGGAACAAAUCCGUUUGCACAAAGAUGCACUCAUUGAACAGCGUUAUCAUUUCAAUGUUGGCAAAAUAAUGCAGGAAGUACGCAACCAGCUUAAGUGGGCCGAUGGAAAAGCUGUUAAAUCCGAGAUAGAAGUUCAGAUUUUUGAUCUACUUGGUCCUAAAACUGAUGCAGAUUUAAAACCCCUUCCAAAGCCCGAUAAGAAGAAGGACAAAACAAAGUCGGUGGCUGCCGGUUCAGCUAAGCCGGCUGCUGAUAAGAAAGAAGCAACUGAAGUUGAAUCGGAUGGGGCGAAGACAAUCGCCGAACUCAUGAAGACCAAAGUGCACUUUCAUGCUCCUGGGGAGAACUAUAAAACCGAUGGCUACGUUGUAACUGAAAAUACUGAAGCCAUCUUAAAGGAACAUCUGCGUCAAACUGGUGGAAAGGUACGAACUCGAUUCCCCCCAGAACCCAACGGGAUUCUUCACAUUGGCCAUGCAAAAGCAAUCAAUAUCAACUUUGGAUAUGCAGCAUCCCAGAAUGGUGUUUGCUUCUUGCGCUACGAUGAUACCAAUCCCGAGAAAGAAGAAGAAAAGUUCUUUAUCGGGAUCAAAGAUAUGGUCGAGUGGCUUGGCUACAAACCAUACAAGAUAACUCAUUCUUCGGACAACUUCCAGCAACUGUACGAGUGGGCUGUGGUUUUGAUUAAGAAAGGACUGGCCUAUGUUUGCCACCAAACAGCCGAUGAAAUGAAGGGCUUUAAUCCAAAGCCAUCGGAAUGGCGUGAUAGGCCAGUUGAGGAGAGCUUGCAGCUGUUCGAAGACAUGAAAAAUGGUAAAAUCGACGAAGGUGCGGCAACAUUGCGAUUGAAGGUUACCUUGGAAGAGGGCAAAGUUGAUCCAGUUGCUUACAGGAUAAAGUUCAUUCCGCAUCAUCGCACAGGAAAUCAAUGGUGCAUCUACCCGACAUACGAUUAUACUCAUUGUCUGUGUGAUUCUCUAGAGAACAUCACUCACUCCCUUUGCACGAAGGAAUUUCAAUCGAGACGUUCUUCAUACUAUUGGCUAUGUAACGCCUUGGAUAUAUACUGUCCAGUUCAAUGGGAAUAUGGCCGACUUAAUAUGAACUUUGCUUUGGUCUCGAAGAGAAAAAUCGGAAAACUCAUCACUGAGGGAAUCGUCAACGAUUGGGAUGACCCAAGGCUUUUCACAUUGUCCGCUUUACGCAGACGAGGAUUUCCAGCUGAGGCCAUUAAUAACUUUUGCGCCCAAAUGGGUGUCACAGGAGCACAGAUAUCUGUGGAUCCUUCUAUGCUUGAAGCUGCUGUUCGUGAUGUUCUCAAUGUUACUGCACCAAGACGUUUGGUUGUACAAGAGCCACUCAAGGUAACAAUUUCGAACUUCCCCCACGAAAAGGCCAUCGAUGUUGAAGUGCCAAACUUCCCUUCGAAUCCUGAAAAAGGUACCCAUCGCAUUGUUCUCGAUCGUGUCAUUUACAUAGAACAAAGCGAUUUCAAAUUGACUCCAGAGAAAGGCUAUAGACGUCUAUCGCCUGAACAAUCAGUUGGUCUGAGACAUGCUGGACUUGUGAUCUCAGUAAGCGAGGUGAAAAAAGAUACGGAUGGCAAAGUUAUUGAGUUGAUAUGCAAAUGCGAAGAAUCUGAGAAAGCAGAGAAACCGAAGGCGUUCAUUCAGUGGGUGUCGCAGCCUAUCGAAAUCGAAAUAAGAUUAUACGAAUUGCUUUUCAAGCAUAAAAACCCAGAGGAUACGAAUGAAGUUCCCGGAGGUUUCCUAAGCGACUGCAAAACAGACACCGUUACGAUUUUGCGUUCGUUUGUCGAUCGUGUUAUUAGUGGCGUGAAAGUAUACGAUAAAUUCCAGUUUGAAAGAAUUGGUUUCUUCUCUGUCGAUCCCGAUACCACUAAGGAUUUAAUUGUGUUCAAUCGAACUGUUGGCCUUAAAGAAGAUGCUGGCAAAAAGUGAUUUUGCGAUUUGAAAUAAAAAACAUUUC
This is a messenger RNA of Episyrphus balteatus (marmalade hoverfly), 2515 nucleotides long. RefSeq names its product probable glutamine--tRNA ligase (gene GlnRS). Gene Ontology annotation, molecular function: ATP binding; glutamine-tRNA ligase activity. The record is from RefSeq and is a predicted model, not a curated record. NCBI's taxonomy places the organism in Eukaryota, Metazoa, Arthropoda, Insecta, Diptera, Syrphidae. Bases 139 to 2487 code for a protein of 782 amino acids. The transcript is spliced from 3 exons. Gene Ontology annotation, cellular component: aminoacyl-tRNA synthetase multienzyme complex; cytoplasm; cytosol. Gene Ontology annotation, biological process: glutaminyl-tRNA aminoacylation; translation.